Molecule: messenger RNA, 1857 nt
Organism: Sphaerulina musiva SO2202
Lineage: Eukaryota; Fungi; Ascomycota; Dothideomycetes; Mycosphaerellales; Mycosphaerellaceae
Exons: 1
Coding region: 78-1094 (338 amino acids)
Molecular function (GO): oxidoreductase activity
Source: RefSeq, a predicted model, not a curated record
CGUCAUCCAAAAUGCUUCGGCUAUAAGACCCGUGGUGAGGGGAUGGGUUCGAGUUCCAUUCGUUUCCUCACUCAUACAUGCGGCAAUCGACUUGGGGACUUACUAGCAACCUACUACUCUACAGAGCGUCCAAAGCCGCAUCCACACGAGCGCCGUACACCACCCACUACCGAGCGUGCGUAACUCGAGCACACAUCGCCACCAUGACGACCGCAACAUUCAAGCAUAUUGACCAGAGCAGCUACACGGGAAAACCAUGGAGCAAAGUAGAUACGGAAGGAUAUAGUUUCAAAAUGAAGGACCACCAACGCGAGGUGCACAACCUCCGUGGACGCGAAGGAGAGUUCAAUACCGACAUCUCUGGCUUUGCGGUGUACAACUCUCCUGCGAAGGAGAAGCUGUUCACCGACGACAAAGCGGUACGCGAAGGCUACUACGCGGAGGUCGAGGAGCUGCUGCGCAAGAACAUUAAAGGUAUCAAGAAGGUACACAUCUUUGACCACACUAUUCGCCGAAGGGACAAGUCGUCACCAAGACAACCCGUCCAGCAGGUGCACGUGGAUCAGACUCCUGGCGCUGCCGACGCUCGUGUGAGGCGCCAUCUUCCAGCAGAGGAAGCGGGGCAGUAUCUCAAAGGAAGGUAUCAGAUUAUCAAUGUUUGGCGACCCAUUGGAAACCCUGCGUCUGAUUUCCCACUCGCGGUUGUCGAUUGGAGAACGACAGAACCAAAGGACUUCGUUCCUGUCGACCUGAUGUAUCCGCAGCGACCCGACUCUGCGAUGGACGACGAUGACCGGGGCAAGGAGCGUUUACCAGAUGAAUCCACACGUUUCUCAACCGAAGGGUACGAGGCACGAGGUGAGACACUCGGUGUUGCGGCGAACGAGAAGCACAAGUUCUACUACAUGAAAGAUAUGACACCGGAUGAAGUCAUGCUGUUGAAGUGCUACGAUUCCUUCGGGGUGGGAGAGAAGUUUGAGCAGAACGGCAUCGCAACCCGAACGCCACACACAGCUUUCUUCGACCCGAGUACGCCAGCAAACGCUCCCGGAAGACAGAGUAUCGAGGUGCGAUGCUUGGUGUUCUACGAGUGAUGAGAGUGCAAUGAAUCAUAAUGACCUGAUGGGUGGGGGGGAGUCCAACAAACAUAUAUGUACCUACGAGCGCGCCAUACCAUCUCUUUCAAUGUUUGCGAUCCUUGAUUCGAUCAUCAUGUUACCGCGGGGGUGUGUUAGUGCGUCCGGCGGCUAGAGCAGAGCUACCAAACAUCCAGCCAAGUCUGUUGUUGCAUUUCUUCACAGCUCGUUCCUGCGGUGACUGCACUGCGUACCUCCUACCUGUACGAGUGGUGGCGGGACAAGCCUUGUGACAAGAUCCGCAGUCGGAGUGAUCCGACUCGGAGUUUGCGUAACACUUAUUCAUCAUCACCACCACCACAUCGUUCAUCCGUCGUCCUCCACCAGCAAACGACUCGACUUCCACUCAUGAUCACCGCGUACGUGUACCAAGCCAUUUGCCAGACGCCUCGAAACGCAGCUUGGGCAUUCAUGCCGGACAGGGACACUGUCUACCACGUGUGCGCACCUGUAUAGAUUCCUGAGAGCGGUGGAAGGAAGCGGAAGCCUGGAGGUAAAUCAUCCUGUGAUUCAGCAGGGCCUCUGGUCACGCAGGACGCUACUCUUCUGCUAUCCUAUCUAGGAACAGGACGAAGUAGGCAUAAACUGCCCAUAGUCGUACAACAACGUACAAGGGUAGGUAUAGAACGCACACUGCCAGCGAGGCGGCCAGACCAGACCAGACCAGGCUCAUCAUCACGGCUCAUCUGAAACGUCACCUUUCCGGCGCCAGUUCCGUCGA